AUGAUACCACCUCUUCAGAUCAAAGAACAACUCCCUCCAUUCUAUUCUCUUCCAUCAUAUCAAUAUGAUGGAAAGCAAUAUUAUUCAGCUGAUGAUAUCAUCCAUUCAUUUUUUAAAGGAAAGAGUCAAAAAACAAGCAAAAUAAUUGGGGUAUUGCAUUCCGACCACAAAACCAUCAGCAAUAUUGUGCAGAGAGAACUUGGAUUUCGGAGAGUGAAAAAGUCUGCAAUUAUUCUUAGCUUCACAGCAGUCGUUGAAACAAUUUUGAAAAUCACUAAGGGAAACAAAGAUCAAGAUCGCUUAAUAUUACACUUAUUCCAGUCUUUUAACAAUGUGAAUGCUUUAUCAAAUCAACACAAAGAGGAUGAGAAAAGCAGACAACCUAAUAAUGUACAACCACAACAACGAUCUGUGACACAUAUUGCAAUGAAACAGACCUCGUGCGAGCCACCUGCACAUUUUUAUUACAUGCAACCAAUGUCAGACGUGUCAGCAAACCCAUUUAAUGGAGUAGCAUCUGUGACACCAAUUUCUCAUCAUAGAACUCCUCAAACAACGAGUAGGGAUUGCUUUUUGAUGCACCAAGAGCUCAAUGAACACCAGAGCAACUUGAAUCAAGCUAUUGGCUCUGCAUUUCCAACAUUCUCUGCGGAUUAUGCUUCAGGUCUGACCAAUGACCAAACAUCUUUGUACAAAAAGAGAAAACUGGGCUCUGUAACAAAUGAAUGGCAGUAA
This is a messenger RNA of Naegleria lovaniensis, 735 nucleotides long. RefSeq lists its product as uncharacterized. The record is from RefSeq and is a predicted model, not a curated record. The transcript has a single exon. Bases 1 to 735 code for a protein of 244 amino acids. Lineage: Eukaryota; Heterolobosea; Eutetramitea; Acrasida; Naegleriidae.